Saccostrea cuccullata (small rock oyster) is the source of this 570-nucleotide messenger RNA. RefSeq lists its product as uncharacterized. Lineage: Eukaryota; Metazoa; Mollusca; Bivalvia; Ostreida; Ostreidae. Bases 1 to 570 code for a protein of 189 amino acids. The transcript is spliced from 4 exons. The record is from RefSeq and is a predicted model, not a curated record.
AUGUUAAAUGUUCAGGUGACAGGAAACGGAGAUUCUUUGCAAUGUAGGAAGUCUCUCGAUACACUCGAGAAUGUGCCAAAUUGUCCAAAAGACAAGGAAGGAUGGAAUGAAAGAGCAAAACAAAAGAAUUGUGAAGCUCUUUCCCAUAAUUGCAGCGAGUUAAAAUAUCACUGCGUAUUAAAUGAACACGGGAAUGGAACUGUUGAAGUAUGUGCACCACCAAGAUUUUUACAAGGCUACUGUCCUUCAUUCAUCACAAGUACAUCUACGUUGUAUGACCACUACGGUAAAAAGUGUUCGGAUUUUCGCUAUAAUCCAUGUCCAGGACGAUACUCUUCAAAUGAAACGUACAAAUACCAAGAAUGCUACCAGUUUGCAGAAAAGCAACAUUUUACUACAGCAAGUGUCAAUACAAAGGGAACAACUACAAAACAUGUAACAGAGGAGCGGAAAGAAAGUGAAGUCUUCGUGGUCGAGUCCCCAGAUAGUACAAAACAUAUGGACAGACUGUCAUUUGUAAUAGCAAAGGACGCUGUCACUGUCGACCGUCGAUGUGAGAUUCUCUUUUAG